Messenger RNA from Colius striatus (speckled mousebird), 1315 nucleotides. RefSeq names its product endogenous retrovirus group K member 21 Gag polyprotein-like. Gene Ontology annotation, molecular function: zinc ion binding; nucleic acid binding. Gene Ontology annotation, biological process: viral process. Lineage: Eukaryota; Metazoa; Chordata; Aves; Coliiformes; Coliidae. The record is from RefSeq and is a predicted model, not a curated record. The coding region runs from base 235 to 1215 and encodes 326 amino acids. The transcript is spliced from 2 exons.
UCGGUUGGAUCAAGAACCCUCGGCAGAAAAGCACUUGGAUUUCUGCUGGAAAAGGUACUCAGAGAUCCUCGUCCAGAUGAUUAUGAUCCGGCUAAGAAAUGGAGAGGCCUCAUACGUGAUGCGGUAAUCGAAGGCGAAUUUAUUCCGCAAGCCUUUCCAGUAAUAACAGCACAAAGAAAACGACAAUGGGCACCUUUAGAUUGGAAAUUGGUAAGAGAAGGCCAGAAAGCAGUAAUGCAAUAUGGCUUGUCCAACCCAUACGUUCAGACAUUACUAGAUCAUAUUUUUGCCAGUGGGUUAAUGACUCCAUUUGACUGCCGGAAGCUUGCAGAAACUUUCCUGAAGCCCACUCAGGUAUUAUUAUGGGAGUCUGAAUGGGAAAAAAGAGUUGAUCUGACGGUGGUGGAAAACAUGGACUUACAACAGGGAGAUCCGCGGCGAGUCGUCACAGCAGACAUGAUGCUGGGUAAAGGAGCAUUCGCUGAUCCUCAGGUACAAGCCCGGCUGCAUGAAGCUAUCUUGCAGCAAACACAGACACUGGCACGUCAGGCAUUUAAGAUCGUUCCUGAUAUGGGGGUGCCAGUUCCCUCAUAUACAACUAUUAUUCAAAAACCUAAUGAGCCUUUCAUGACCUUCUUAGACCGCCUAAGAGCAGCUCUGGAUCAUAUACCAAACAUGUCGGCUGAAGUAAAGGCGGAAAUAGGAUUACACUUAGCAGUUGCUAACGCUAAUCAUGACUGCAAAAAGAUCCUGCAGGCUCUCCCGCGGACAGCAACUUUGGUCGACAUGAUAGAAGCCUGCUCUAGGGUAGGAUCGUCAGCACAUUUAGCUGAGGCAAUGGCAACAGCAUUGAAACCUUUAGUUCAAGCCCACAAAGGAGAUCGGAGGCCAAAGUGCUUUAACUGUGGAAAAAUAGGACACGUGAAAAAUCAAUGUCGGUCCAGACCAUUGGUAUGGACAAACAGCUCCGCCAGGCCAUCUGGGUCCAAUGGCAGAUUUCACGGUAAUUGUUACAGAUGUGGCAAGUUUGGCCAUAGAGCCACUGAGUGCCGCUCUCGAGUGGCCAGACAAACAAUGCAUAAGGGAAACGGGUUGACGAGCGCAAAAAGGGCGAGCGCGAUGACACAAAAACGCCCUUCAACACCAAGAGCUGCCUGGAUGGCCUCAGAUCAGCCACUGCAGGAAGCGCAGGAGUGGAUGUGGAAACAGCAGUAGAUGUAACCAUCCACAACACAGAGGUAACAAUUAUCUCCUCUAACGUUAAUGGACCCCUUGGCUAUGGAUUAAGCGCUUUGCUUUUAGGACGGUCAUCGGC